Phanerochaete carnosa HHB-10118-sp is the source of this 1145-nucleotide messenger RNA. RefSeq lists its product as uncharacterized. The transcript has a single exon. Lineage: Eukaryota; Fungi; Basidiomycota; Agaricomycetes; Polyporales; Phanerochaetaceae. Gene Ontology annotation, cellular component: cytoplasm. The record is from RefSeq and is a predicted model, not a curated record. Bases 154 to 891 code for a protein of 245 amino acids.
UCCUCGACCUCAGAGAAUCACUGUCAUGGACCAGGUUGCCUCGGAACUUGCCCAGUUCCUGCUGGCGCAACUCGCGACGUUCGUGAACCUCUGCCUGCAUCGGCACGCCCCACGCUGACUCAAGAGCUACGUCGGCCUCAUACGAUGUUCAGGAUGUCAGCUACCAGCCGACUGAUCGUCGGAAUCGCUGGAGUUCCAGCAUCUGGAAAGUCCACCUUGUCGCAGAUGCUCGCCGACCGCGCAAACGCUUUGCUAUGCGGGACCCCAGACCAGGAUGCUGUGGUCCUCAUUGGCCUAGACGGCUGGCACCUAACACGCGCACAGCUCGACCAGUUCCCAGACGCGAAACUAGCUCAUGAUAGGCGCGGUGCUCACUGGACUUUCGAUGGCCAGUCUUAUGUCGAGUUCGUGCGAGAGCUGCGAGUGCCGCUGAAUAUCUUGACUUCGGCUGCCGGGGGACGAGAAGCAGUUAUCUAUGCACCCUCAUUCUCCCACGAGCUCAAGGACCCAACACCCGGCGCGGUCAGCAUCCAGCCCAAACAUAGGAUCGUUAUCAUUGAGGGAUUGUACACGUUCCUUGACAUCGAGCCAUGGGCCGAGGCAGCCCAAUCGUUAGAUGAGAGGUGGUGGGUGGAGAUUGGUGAGAAUGAAGCCAAGGCGCGGCUAGUAAAACGGCAUGUCAUCAGUGGUGUCGCGAAGGAUUUGCAGGAAGCGGAGUGGAGGGCAACAGAGAACGAUGCACCAAGUACGUCAUCAUCUCUAUUCUCUGAGAGUUCUUCAACAGCCCUGUUCGCCGCAGACGGUCGCUUCAUCAAAGAGAACAUGUUACAACCAACCAGGAUUAUAUACAGUGUAAACGAUCCAGUGCUAAAAUCACCAAACCUGUCAUAGCUUGCGAAGCCGUACAGUGUACAAAUCCUGGUUCUAUGUCAUUUACUGAAGCAGACUAUGGAAACUUGCAUACUGAUCGGGGUCCCUGGAAAUAUAUUGACACAUCCAUCUUCACUGUUGCAUUACAAAUCCAUGCUAUUGAUACACGGGGAGGGCGAGGGGUGUACGAGAAGGCGUCCGUCAUUGUGCGAUCGAAGCAGCCUGAUUUGCGUCAAUUUUUCGCUCGGCGGUCACUAGACAGGGGUACGGUUUAG